Messenger RNA from Rosa rugosa (rugosa rose), 855 nucleotides. RefSeq names its product 2,3-bisphosphoglycerate-independent phosphoglycerate mutase-like. Gene Ontology annotation, biological process: glucose catabolic process. Bases 26 to 328 code for a protein of 100 amino acids. Lineage: Eukaryota; Viridiplantae; Streptophyta; Magnoliopsida; Rosales; Rosaceae. The transcript has 2 exons. The record is from RefSeq and is a predicted model, not a curated record. Gene Ontology annotation, molecular function: manganese ion binding.
UUCUUUACUUUCUCUUGUUUUUUGUAUGCACAGUGAGACUGUAAAAUUUGGCCACGUUACUUUCUUCUGGAAUGGGAAUCGCUCUGGAUGCUUUAACCCUGAAAUGGAGGAAUAUGUGGAAAUUCCAAGUGAUAGUGGAAUCUCAUUCAACGUCCAGCCAAAGAUGAAGGCAUUGGAGAUUGCUGAAAAGGCAAGGGAUGCUAUUCUGAGCAAGAAGUUUGAACAGGUACGUGUUAACCUACCCAAUGGGGACAUGGUGCGGCAUACUAGUGACAUUGAGGCCACAAUUGUUGCCUGCAAGGCUGUUGAUCAAGCUGUCAAGGUAUGAUUGCUAUAGUUUUCUGUAAUUGUCUUUAAAGUUAGUUUUGAAGAAAUGGUGACAAAUUUUUGAUAUGGAUAUAUAUCUGAUGGUUUUGUAUUUAAUCAAGUUGAAAAAUGAAAAGAAACCUACUGAUUAUUGUAUUCAGUCAUCAAAAUUACUGUCCACUUUCGCAGGUUUUAAUUUAUGGUUUUGUUUUUCUUUGUUAAGGUUCCCAUUGCUAUUGGAGGCCACGGACUGGCACCUGGUUUUCGGUUCCGCAAGGAUCUUCCGAGUGGUGGUCUUGCCAAUGUUGCUGCAACUAUGAUCAAUCUGCAUGGAUUUGAGGCCCCUUCCCAAGAGAACAUAGGGAAAAGAAUUCUCACUCUAUUAUUUCCUAAAUUUUGAUGUUAGGUUACAGAUGCCCAUUCAAAGAGGCAUUGACUUCCCUUAUUUUUGUUAAAUAAGUUUGAAAAACUAUGUUUGCUCACAGCUGCUGUGAGAGUACUGGGAUUUGGAGAUGACACAACAGUUGAGAUGAAAAUGGAUUUUUGCUA